Molecule: messenger RNA, 3369 nt
Organism: Histoplasma capsulatum G186AR
Lineage: Eukaryota; Fungi; Ascomycota; Eurotiomycetes; Onygenales; Ajellomycetaceae
Product: QDE2 protein
Exons: 5
Coding region: 1-3084 (1027 amino acids)
Molecular function (GO): RNA binding; protein binding
Source: RefSeq, a predicted model, not a curated record
AUGUCAGGACAACAGCCUCGUGGUCAGCGAGGAGGGGGCGGAGGUCAUCGAGGUGGACAACGCGGUCGCAGCUCUGAGAGGGGACGGGGCUCGCAUCCUAUCUUCGAUGCUCCAUCCGGUGGACGGGGGCGUGGUGACCGUGGUGGAUUUCGAGGAGAUCGUGGUGGCCGUGGUGAUCGGGGCGGCCGUGGUGAUCGGGGUGGUUUUCGUGGAGGACGAGGUGGCUUCCGUGGCCCAGAGGUGUUUUCGCCAGCCGGCGGAGGUAUCCCCGCUCCGGAUCCCAAGGCCAAAAAAGUUGAGGACAGCUAUAAAGGUUCUGGGAGUUCUGGAAAGGAGCUGAGUUUGGAGUCUCUUUCGAUUAGCAGGGAUUUCCCUCUUAGACCCGCCUUCGGAACUCAAGGAAGACCAGUCCUACUAUGGGCGAACUUCGUUGAGGUGAAAUCAAAUUCAGAUCUCACGUUACACCGCUACAAGGUGGAAGUCCAGGAAAACGAUGGCAAAACUCCUUCUGGCAGAAAACUCAAGCGUAUUAUCGAGCUUUUGUUGGAAGAGCACUUCAGGGACAUGGAAAACAAAAUUGCGACUGACUACAAAGCGACCUUGGUCUGCAAAACUGCACUUAACGUCGCCCAAGAAAUGUUUCCAAUUAGAUAUCGUCUCGAGGAUGAAGACGAACCCUCCCCAAAAGCCAGGACUUACCAAGUUCGUGUCGUGGCAGUUGGUUCUGUCGAUGUAGCGCCGUUGCUCCGUUAUCUUUCCUCCCCUGCGGCCGGGGGAUCGCUUCCAGGAAAAGAGGAGAUCAUCCAGGCAUUGAAUAUCGUUUUCGGCCACCAUCCCAAAACAAAUCGGGGUGUGCUUUCAAUUGGCGCAAACAAACACUUUACACUAGGCCGGGAUGCGGAGACCUACGACCUUUCCGGUGGUCUCACAGCACUCAAAGGCUUUUUCGUAAGCGUCCGUCCCGCAACCUCCCGUCUCCUCAUGAACAUCCAGGUUAAGGCCACUCCCUGCUACACUACUGGGAGCCUACCCGAUGUAAUCAAUGCCUGUUAUGCAAACAUUCGGGGCCCUACGCGCAUUCACAAACUCCACCGCUUCCUCAAGAAGGUACGCGUGAACGUCACUCACAUCGUCCGGAAAAAUAAGGCAGGCCAGAUCGUCAUGCGAAUCAAAACCAUUGAGGGCCUUGCACAUCAGAGUGAUGGUCGGCAUUUGCAGAACCCACCGCAAGUGCCCUGGCUCGGAGCAGGUCCGAAAGAUGUCAAGUUCUUUCUUGAUGGAUCAACUCCCCCACCAGAGGGUCAACCAAAGAAGAGUGGAAAGAAAGGCAAAAAAGGCCCAGCCAAGCCAGGUGGAGAUUCGCCUACAGGUUCAUAUAUUAGUGUCUACGACUAUUUUAAACGCAACUACCCGAAUGUUCCCGAGUUGAACAACGCAUUUCCGGUUGUCAAUGUUGGCAGCAAGGAGAAGCCAAGCUACCUUCCUGCUGAAGUCUGCCAGGUUCUGCCUGGCCAGCCUGCGAAUGCGAAACUCAGCCCGAAUCAAACUCAGAACAUGAUUCGAUUUGCAGUCAGAAGGCCUGUGGAAAAUGCCACGUCGAUUGUCACCAAUGGAACUAAGGUGCUUGGGGUUGCCCCACAAUUAAACCCUCUGCUGGCUGGUAUGGGAUUAUCUUUGUUGCCCAACCUAAUAACUGUUCCUGGUCGCGUGCUGGAGAGUCCCACCAUGGUCCAGUAUAAAGGACAGAGCUUUAAAACCCCCCAAGCCGGGAACUGGAACCUUCAGAAGGUUGCAUUCUCACAAGGGUCGCAGCUCCCUCCCUGGACGUACCUUUACUUCCAGGGCAAUCGAACAAACCUAGAGGCUCUUUCAGAGAGCGUUGAUAGAUUUGUUGAUAUGGCAAGGCUGCAAGGUCUCGCUGUACCAGCACCAAGCCGACCAAUCCCUGUCAUUGUUUCUCACGGUCAAAGCCCGGAGGAUAUACCACUGGACCACUUUUUUGCUGAGAUUCGCCAGCAAUCCCGGGUAAGAUUGGUACUAGUGAUUCUACCUUUCGAAAGCCCUCAAAUGUACAACCAUAUAAAGUAUAGGGGAGAUAUCAAAGAUGGUAUACAUACUAUUUGUGUCGUUGCAGAAAAGUUCGGAAAGAACCAACCUCAAUACUUCGCGAACGUUGCCCUUAAGUUCAACUUGAAGCUCGGAGGAAUCAACCACAAGCUUCAACCGUCCAAACUGGGAAUUAUUUCCGAAGGUAAAACCAUGGUUGUUGGUAUUGAUGUGACACAUCCAGCCCCAGGUUCCCUCCCCACCGCACCAAGCAUUGCCGGAAUGGUUGCCAGCGUGGAUAAGUUUCUUGCUCAAUGGCCAGCCAGCAUCCGUCUUCAGCACCAGGCCCGUGCAGAGAUGGUCGAUGAUCUCGAUCCAAUGCUCCAAUCUCAGCUCCCGGAGAAUAUCCUGAUAUACCGUGACGGGGUAUCCGAAGGUCAGUACGGCAAAGUCCUUGAGGAGGAAUUACCUCUACUCCGCAACGCAUGCAAAUCCAUAUAUUCAGCCGACCAAACCAAGAAAGGCCUCCCCAGAAUCACCAUCAUCAUUGUCGGUAAACGCCACAAUACAAGAUUCUACCCAACCGAUCUCAAAGAUGCGGACAACAACUCAAAUCCCAACAACGGCACCGUCGUCGAUCGCGGCGUCACUGAGACCCGCAACUGGGAUUUCUUCCUCCAAGCCCACACUGCACUACAAGGGACUGCCCGACCGGCGCACUACUACGUGGUCCUCGAUCAGGUUUUCUCCGGGCGAAAGACUUCGGGUCGCUUCAGCAGCAUUGCCGACGAGCUUGAGGACUUGACACAUAAUCUCUGUUAUCUGUUCGGGCGAGCGACCAAGGCUGUCAGCAUCUGUCCGCCGGCUUACUAUGCGGAUCUUGUGUGCGAGCGCGCCAGACGUUAUUUGAGUAGGUAUUUUGACGUGACGCCUGAAACUAGUGUUAGUUCGUCCGGCGCUGGGAGUACUGGACCUGUGCCGACUGGUGGCGAUAUUCUGGUGCAUAGGGACCUUGCGGAUAGUAUGUUUUAUAUCUGAGUGAUAUCCCCGUUUCCAUAUCAUAUCCAAGGAAGUUAAUCGGGAUUGGGUAAGCGUGCUGAAAAUGAUAUGAAGGAUAGAAACCAAGGCACAAGAAGGCCGUCAACUGUUAUUUUGAAUUGCAGGCAUGAUUUUCAUUUUCUAACUUGUUGAUUUCUGCACCAUAUUCUGUUCACUUGGUUAUUUGACAUGGAUUACCUUUCCACGUGCGCUUGAAUAAUCAAUUACACCCAAAUUUGACUAGAUGACACUUAGCUGAAUGGAAUGUGCUUUUCACUUGUUUAA